Phyllostomus hastatus (greater spear-nosed bat) is the source of this 2380-nucleotide messenger RNA. RefSeq names its product ring finger protein 150 (gene RNF150). The record is from RefSeq and is a predicted model, not a curated record. The transcript has 7 exons. NCBI's taxonomy places the organism in Eukaryota, Metazoa, Chordata, Mammalia, Chiroptera, Phyllostomidae. The coding region runs from base 638 to 1951 and encodes 437 amino acids.
ACACACAGACAAACACACGCGCACACACAACCAUAUACAGACACAGAGACCGCGUACUCACCUCUGACCGCUCGCGCCCACUUCCCCGGAGCCGACCUCGCCCGCCCGCCGCAAGUGCGUGCGGCGUGGCCACGGGAGAAGCGAGCGGCGAGCGGCCGCGGCGCCAGGGACCCGGCGCCAGGGACCCGGCGCGCAGCAGGAGCGGCGGCCGGGACGCUCCGGCAGCACCCCGUGCCUCCGGCAGCCGCGUCCGCCCCCGCCGGGGCUGAAGGGCGCAGAGCCGCCACCCCGCUCGCUCCCGGGCCCCCUGCCACCCCUAUGAGAGAAGGAGAAGCCGGGCGAAGGAGCAGGACGCUCGGCAGCUGGACUCCUCCGCAAGCCCCGAGCGCCCCCUUCGCCUGCCCCCCUCCGGCGCCCGGGGAGCGACAUGCAACCGCCGCGCUUCGGCUGAAAGGGGAAGGGGCCGGCGCCACUCGCCCGCUCGGAAUCCGGUCCCCGCGGCGGCUGCGCGUCCCGGCCGCGGUCCCCCGGGCCCGGGAGUGAGCAGGGGCAGGAGCGGGAGAGCAGGCCGGGCCGGAGUUGGCCCAGGCGGGGGAGGACGGCGCGGGGGACGGGGAGGGGGCCCCGGCGGAGAAAGAUGGCAAUGUCUCUCAUCCAAGCGUGCCGCAGUCUGGCUCUCUCAACAUGGCUGCUUUCCUUUUGUUUCGUGCAUCUGCUCUGCCUGGACUUCACCGUGGCCGAGAAGGAGGAAUGGUACACCGCCUUCGUGAACAUCACCUACGCCGAGCCCGCGCCGGACCCGGGGGCGACGGGCGGCGGCGGCGGCACGGAGCUGCACACCGAGAAGACCGAGUGCGGGCGCUACGGGGAGCAUUCGCCCAAGCAGGACGCCCGCGGGGAGGUGGUCAUGGCCAGCUCGGCCCAGGACCGCCUGGCCUGCGACCCCAACACCAAGUUCGCCUCCCCGGCCCACGGCAAGAACUGGAUAGCCCUCAUCCCCAAGGGCAACUGCACGUACAGGGAUAAGAUCCGGAACGCGUUCCUGCAGAACGCCUCCGCCGUGGUCAUCUUCAACGUGGGCUCCAACAACAACGAGACCAUCACCAUGCCCCACGCAGGCGUGGAAGACAUCGUGGCAAUAAUGAUCCCCGAGCUGAAAGGGAAGGAGAUCGUCAGCCUGCUGGAGAGAAACAUCACCGUGACGAUGUACAUCACCAUCGGAACCCGCAACCUGCAGAAAUACGUGAGCCGCACCUCGGUCGUGUUCGUCUCCAUCUCCUUCAUCGUCCUGAUGAUCAUCUCCCUCGCGUGGCUGGUCUUCUACUACAUCCAGAGGUUUCGGUACGCAAACGCCAGGGACAGGAACCAGCGCCGACUGGGAGACGCAGCAAAGAAAGCGAUCAGCAAGCUCCAGGUCCGGACCAUCAAGAAGGGUGACAAGGAGACAGAGCCCGACUUCGACAACUGUGCCGUUUGUAUCGAAGGCUACAAGCCCAGCGACGUGGUCCGGGUCUUGCCUUGCCGGCAUCUUUUCCACAAGUCCUGUGUUGACCCCUGGCUCCUAGACCACCGCACCUGUCCCAUGUGCAAGAUGAACAUUCUUAAAGCCCUAGGGAUCCCGCCCAACGCCGACUGCAUGGAUGACCUGCCCACCGACUUUGAGGGAUCGCUGGGAGGCCCCCCCACCAACCAGAUCACAGGCGCAAGCGACACGACCGUGAACGAAAGCUCGGUCACUUUGGACCCUGCCGUCCGGACAGUGGGAGCCCUGCAGGUGGUCCAGGACACAGACCCCGCCCCGCAGGAGGGAGAAGUCAUCUUUUCUACCAACAGCGAGCCGGAGCCCGCGGUGAGCAGCGACUCGGACAUCUCGCUCAUCAUGGCCAUGGAGGUCGGACUGUCGGACCUGGAGCUCUCCACCGACCAAGACUGCGAGGAGGUGAAGUCGUGAACUGGCGAGUGUGGGACACAGGGACGGUAGGACCCACGGGGACAGAAGAGAGGGGUGCCCUGCGACUCGGGCCAGGCUCACACACGCCUCCAGAACACCUCGGCCCCUGCAGGGCGCUCCACUCAGGAACGGUGGCGAAAAGCAAUACCCGGAGUCGGGCCGGCGACGCGGUCUCCCGGCCUCCACGACAAGCGCCCACGGCCUCGGCAGGCUGGACGCCGCCGAAAGCUGAGCUCCCCUCCCACGCGGCCGUAGACACACUCACCCUUCAGAAGCUCCUACCCCAGACGGAAAGGACGCGCUGAGGGCUUCUCGGUUUUCAUUUCAAUUUUUUCCUGGUCUUGUUUUUUUUGUUUGUUUGUUUGUUUUGCAAUUGAUGUUUGAUUUCUUUGGUGGUUUCUUUUUAAAGACCGUGUGUAGUCUCCUUUA